Rotaria sp. Silwood1 is the source of this 363-nucleotide messenger RNA. Lineage: Eukaryota; Metazoa; Rotifera; Eurotatoria; Philodinida; Philodinidae. The record is from the annotation of a GenBank genome assembly.
AUGGCUGUUUAUGAUGAUCUCUUCAAUAUGGAUGAUAGUAUGCAAGCUCAUGGAGCUAUUUUCGGACCAGAGCCUAGGGAACAUACAUCAUGGACACAUGAACUUAUUGCCGGUGGAGUUGGUUUUGCCGCUAUGAAAGCUUACGAAGAGUAUGUUCGUAGUAAUGGCACACAAUUAUCACAUCCAAAGAUGAAAGAAAUGCUUGCCAGCUUAGCAGCAGCCGAAGUUGAAAAACUUUUUGAAACAAAAGGAAUUGACUUUCUAGAUCUGGAAGAGGCAAAACUUCGUGCUAUUAAGCAAUCACAUCAACUUGCUGAGGAAAAAUAUGGAUCAGGUGGCACAUUUCUUCUGGAAGAAAAUUAA